AAAGUAUAAUAAAGAAAAGUUUCAUUGGCCGAUCAUGUCCUGAUAUGAUAAUGACAAACCGGGCAGCAUAUAGUGGUGUUAAUUUUGCAAACGCAACCAAUUGCCAAAACACAGAGAAAUCGUUUAAAUUGCGGCGCAUCCACGACAACAACGACGACGGGGGCAACAAUCGAUGUGAAUUUAAAACGCAAACGCGAAGUGCAUGAAAUUUGCAUUACACUUGCAAAUUCCAGCACCUAUUCCGCUAGCAACGCUUCGUGGUUGACUAUUCGGCCUACCAGGCUGUCUGCCUUUCGUCCGCUACGCUCCUCCUGCCCGCCUGUCGCACUCGCCGUUUUUAAAUUUCGAUUCGCAUUCGCUUUCUCCAAGGCAACAACACAAUCACACAAUUGCACUUUCCUGCCCUGCGCCUCGACCGAACAAACGUCCGCCCACCGCAUAUGGCCCUCGUCGUUUGUUUUGCUCACCCACACUCCAACUUAUUCACCGAAACAUAAAUAAACGAAAUUCCAAGUAGCUCAGGGUAAAUUUGAAGCUAGCGUUAUAAUUACAGCUAAUAAACAAAGUCCACGGCGACGGUCGGACCAGCAGCAACAUUACAGCUAGCAUCGACUUCGGCGCCGUCAUUUCAAUCACUCAGCCAUUGGAUUAGGUUGCAGCAUUAGCUGCACCCCUACAACUGCUACUGCUGUUCGCCAUCGCUGCUGCUUCCUCUCGUUGUUGGACGGGGGUGCAAUAGCAAUGCUGGAUAGGCCACCAUGGGUUCACAGACCUUGGAGAUACUGCGCCAAGGCGUGUGGGCCUCACUGACCGGCGGCUAUUUUUAUGAUCCGCAUCAGGGUGUCUUCUGCAAUGUGGUGCAUCUCUAUCUAUGGCUCUACUUGCUCUGCUCACCAUUUGUCGCGUACUUGUACUUUCCGAGCACGUGGCUAACAUGGUGCGUUUAUUGCGUGCUGACCAGCUGCACCAUAUUGCUAGUGAAACUGAUCAAUCUAGCCCUGCAUCGCCUCUACGAUCGCGCACAGACCAUGUCCGAAGUGAAUCUGAAGAGUCAAUUCUUUAAGGUUACUAAGGAGACGGAACCACGCGAUGACGAAGGCGGAAUUGAGAUGAAAGUUAUGGGUGCCGGCGGCUCACGUAUGUCCGUUGAACAGGCCAUCAAUGAGGCCAGCGAAGAAAACAGUAUCAUGUCUAUUGACAAUGGGAACAGCAUCAUUGAUCUCAAAGUAGACGUGCAUCGCAAAAACAGCUCCGAGUCCAUAGAGCUUAUGUUCUAUGCGCCCUCCGUGUUCUCCGGUGGAAGCCAGCAGGAUCAGCAAUCGCUAGCAGGCUCGGCAAGUGUCAGCAAGUCUAUUCGCUCGGCCAGCGCAGGAACCAGCGGAGCAGCAAACAGCAGCAAUAUAUCCGCCGACAUGUUUAGCAGAUAUUUGUCUGUCUAUCCGGAGCUGGUCGAAGGCGGUGGAAGUAGUGCGGGCAGCGCAGAUGGUGGCAGCAGCGGAGGCGAUAGCAACAUUGUAGUGCCAACGACUUCGACCACUCAUGGACGAACCGGACACCUGUCACGCAAGUACUCCGAAGUAAUUAGUCGACGUCACCGCCAACGUCUGGAGCGACAGAGCAGCCUAGACGCAGCUUCUGCUGCUGCCGCUGCCGCAGCAUCGACGGAUGCGUCUAAAUUGAUGCGAAAUCAAUCGGAUACGAUCGCCAUGGCUUUGAGUGGAGGAGCUCAGGUACGUAACGAGACGUUUCUGCACUCCCAAGUGCACAAUGUGCCGCCAGCAAAGAGUGGUACGAACAGCAGCUCGCAAAAUCGCACGUCAAAUGCACCGCAACAUUUCAUCGCCACGACAUCAAAUACACCACCAUCUGCAAAUGCCGUCGAGCCCGGUCCCGGCUCUAAUUCCUCCUCCAUUGUGGUAGUGGCGCCCAUAUCAGGGUCCGGUUCAGGCUCACGUGUGUCCCGCCUACAGCGACAUCGCAGCUCUGAAACGCACGAUGAGCGCCUAAAGCACCAGAAUCGUGGGCUCUUUCAGCCAAUGCAUCAUCAUCAUACCUACCGCGAUCAGAUGCGCCCAAGUCCCAGAGGUGUGUUCAGCAUUGGCGCAUAUGGAACUGUAGAGGAUAUGGAACUGGGUUUGGGUCGCAACUCAGGCGUUGAUGAAGACGCUUGUUCUCGAGCGCUUCAAUCCUGGAUAUUGGAUUCAUCUUCUGAUGUGUACCUGGAAGAUGAUAGCUAUACCAAAUCAGAUCUGGGCAUUGAGCAACUGGAAAACCAGAAGCAACAAUAUCCACAUCAACAGCAAUUUCGUGUGCCGCACCACCACCACCUGCAUCACCAUCUCAGUGGCACCAUCAUACGCAAGGAUCCCACCAGCACAAUGUCGGCUCUGCAGCUGUCUGUAACAGCGCCAAGCUCUGGCAGCGGCAGGCUGGAAGCAGGAAACUCACAAGCCGAGUCUGGUACCACCUCCAAUAACAACAAUGCAAGUAGCGCCGCCAGUGGUGUAGGCGGUGGCAGCGGUGGCGGCGGCAUGAAGAGACGUCGACAUUCCAAUGCCACCAGCUACCACAAGCACAGCUCGCAGGCUUUUAAGUCUGCCCUGCUUGCGGGUGGUCAUCAGGCAGGUGGUGUGCGUCGCAUCAAAAGCGCCGCCCUCGAAGUGCUUUGCCCGCAACCUAGUGUCUCGAAUCUGAGUCCACAUCCGAACAGCGUCGAGGCCAUUAGCGGGCAGCAGCAGCUACGCAAUCCGUUGCCUCCGCCCAGCAAAAGCCUAGUGCGGAAUCAGCAUUUGAAUCUUUAUCCGCGUCUGUCAGAUCAGAGCUAUACGGAGGCGGGCAGUACAUGCAGUAGUCUGAUUUUUGGAACAUCCAGCGCCUGCGGCUCUACAACGGCGCUCAUCGAGCCACCCGUGUAUCCUAUUGUAGAGCACUCAGAUGAGAAAACAUCGCUGGACAUGACGCACGACGAGCUGGACAGAGCAGCAGGUGAUGAGAAGCCAAGCGCUACUAUUGGUGAAGGCCCCAAAAUGUCGCCAUGCGAAGUACAUGUCGCCGACGAUGACGACGAUGAGUUGGACGAUGUACCAAUGCGGCGACGCACCCGAGCCCUCGGCUGCAGUCGGACGCACCACAGUGCCGAAUCGGAUGUGGGUGGCAUACUGGCCGACGACGAUGACGAUGUAUUCAAAGACUUUGACGGCAACCUGGAGCACAUGCUCAACGCGAUACAGCAUACGAACCAUCAGUUGCACGACGUGCUUAAGAGCUGCGACAUAUCCAGCAAGGUUGGUAACGCCACCGUAUCAGAGCAACGGAACGCCACAUUUCUGGUGGAUGACGAUGACGAAGAGACGGACAACAAUACCGGAUCGCGUUCACCGCUGCUGAGCGAACGCAAUCGUCAGCAGCAGACGGCACGUGAAGUGGCCGCCGAUAAGUUGCUGCGAGAGGAGAUCCAAGGCACACAGGGCGUAGGCAAAGGUAUGCAGCCAACGCCGGCAGCAGCUGGCGGACGCAGUCAACUCAUACGCAGCGAAGCGGACUCUGGUUGUCCGUCCAGCGAUUGCGAACAGGUCAGUGCCAGCUCCAAAGAUCAACUAUUGGCCGGCAUCGAGCCUCAGGGUCAACAGGUCGUGGUAGUCGGUCCCGACGAGGAGCAGCCCAGCACCUCAAAAACGGCCACCAAGAGUCUUGGCGCCAUACCUAAAGUGGUGAAGUACCGCGAAGUGGAUGAGCUAGGCAAUGGCAGCAGUUCAGGCAGUCAGCUGCAUCGUAGACGCGGUGGCUCCGGAUCUGGAGGUGCUUCACGACUAGCUCAGGAUUACGCGACAAGCCGCUGGACAGUACAACAACAGGAUGCGUCCAAUGAGUUUGCGUUGGUAAGCACCAAGCCAUCCAAGAUGAUGCCCAGUGCGUCGCGCACCUCUUCCUCAUCGAAUUCGACGCACAGCAUCAGCCUCACUGAAAGCCUUACCGCUGACAUUCACAAAAUGCUGUGGCUGAUGCAUGGAGGGGCGGUUGAUGACCGCGGUCGUCCCAUUGCGGGAAUUUCCACAGAUGGGACGCCCAUACCAGCCAAUCCGAACAUUGUGCCCCCAAAUAUGUCCAAUGCGCACUUCCAGUUCUAUCAGGACGCUAUACAGGCGCUCCAAGGCACCUGUCCGGCUGUGGAGAAUUUGGUGCACAUCGAGCGCGCUCUGUCGCGGGACAAACUCCGACUAGAUGCCAAGCAGUUAUCGGAGCCAACAGCGGACAGCAGCGUACACAGUGCAUCGCAGAUGACGACGAGCACGGUGUCCGCCAGCGCCAGUGCCGCCUCGCAAGCGCCAACGCUGGGCAUGCUUAUGUCUUCCAACUCGGCACUCAAUUCGCGUGCCACCGGCGGGGGCGGUAGUGCUGCUGGUAGUGGCGGUGGGAACCUCUCUGUGCAGGGCCUGAUCAAAGUGAUAUGCAACGAGCGUAAUGCCGGGCGCAGCAUGUCUAGCACACUGGAGGCACUGCACCAGCACCAUCAGCAACAACAACAGCAACACAUUGAGGCUGCCAGCAGCAGCCUGACAGGUGCUGGCGAUGGGCCUGGCACUAAUGCAAGCAAUCAGGCCAGUCAGCCGGGCAGCAAUGCCGGAGUACCAAUGCUGAAUGUUGACGGACAUUUCGGACCCUACUGCGACUACUGGCGACCCGCUUGCCUGCUGUCGGCUGAGAAGCCGGCUGUGCCCAAGAGCUUCUACAAAUAUCGCUUCAAGUGGUGCGGUCACGAGCACGAAUUCAAGAUUGCUAUGGACCGACUCGAGCUGCUGGCCCUUUUCGAUCGCGACUUACACUGGCUGCAUGUGCUGCUCGCCUGCGCACUCUGUACACUGGUCGCGUUCCUGGGCUCAGCCAUCCUGCAGCACAAUUACUACAAGGAUCUGUGCGCGUUCCUCUUCUGUGCUGUGAUCGCGGGCGCGCAAUAUUCGCUGGUGAAGAGCGUGCAGCCGGACGCCGCUUCGCCGGUUCAUGGUUUCAAUAAGACGGUCGCUUAUUCGCGCGCCAUCUACUUUAGUUUGUGCGCUGGCCUGCUGCUGUUACUCAAGCGUCUCGACAGCGAAUAUGCGCAGGAUCCGCCCAAGGACUUUGUCUUCUUCGGUCUGCGGUACGCGCCCGCUGAUGUUGUCAGUCUGCUGCUGCAAGCCACCUACCAUAUAUUACUCUGCUUCCCUCUCAUCUUCUCCGUGGGCCUGUGCCCGCAGAUCAAUACGUUUCUGAUGUACCUGCUGGAGCAGCUGGAUAUGCAUGUCUUUGGCGGCAAUGCCGCCAGCAGUCUUCUGGGCUCCUUUCUAUGCCUGUUGCGAUCGCUGUUGGCUGUUAUGCUGCUCUAUGGUCCUCUCUAUGCAGCGCUAGAUGAGCAUCGUGGAACACAAUACAUACUCUUCUCGAUCUUCUGUGCCAUGCUCAUACCAUUGGGCUAUCAUUUGUCAAGAUCGGCCAGCGAUUUCAGUCAUAUAUGGCGGCUGAUCAAGACUUGCAUUGUCAGCACAUAUCGGGACGAUGACGAGGAGCUGAGCGCCAAUUCGGCUAGUCAAAAUGGGCAACAACUGGCCACGAGCACACUCAAGGCUGGCUCCAAGCAACAGCAGCAGAGCGAGUCAAUGGAGCAGCAGACACAUGCCAGCGGAAAGGAGAGGCAGGAGCAUGUGAUAAGCUCGACAGCGAACAGUAAUGAGCACAUUGAGCUUAGCUCGCUCGAGAAACUGGCCAUACAGGAGGACGACCCCCAAACGCAGCUGGAGCACAAGCACUGCAAGUCGAAGGCCUCCUCAUUGGGCAGCAGCCAAACUCUAGCAAAGACAAUAUCGAGCAGCAAGCGCGCUAUUACCGCUUCUAGUUCCUUUGCUUCGAUUGGAGCGGCCGAAACCCAAGCGAACAACGAAACCUCCGAUUUUCUGCAAGGGGAUGAGCAACAAGAAGAAGCAGAAGCGGGAGCAUUGGGACGCAGAGUUGCAGCCCAGGAGCAAGAUGCCAAGUCAGUGGAAACGCCCAGUCAUGAGAACACUGCCGCUACCGAUGCUGGAAAUGAUGCGGCUGCGACUACAGCUACAACGACUGCCGUUGCAGGCGCCAUCAUUACCGGCACAGAAACGAAAACUGCCAAUGAGCUGCUUUCCCACGACACCGACGACAAAAUCUCCAGCUCAUCCACCACCAAUCCUGGUGACAUGUCCACCCUAACAGCGGGCGGUGGCACAGCCACAGAUGCCACGCCUGCAGGCGUCCUCAGUGUCGAGCAUACGACGGCCGACGGUGAUGGUGAUCCCAAUGCCAAUGAGAGCAGCGAACUGCCCGAUCCCUUGCCCCGGAAACUUCAAGCGACGAUUAAUACACGCCUCAAGAACGAUUUUGUGGUGAUGACGCUGCUGGCCGUCUGCGUUCUAGGUCUCCACUGUAGCACGGUCUUCACAGUGCUUCAGCCCGAUCUGAAUGUUGUGCUGUACGCAUUUAUUGGCGUCCUGGGAGUCCUGUUGCACUAUGCCGUGCCUCAGAUGCGAAAACACAUGCCUUGGCUGUGCUUCGCACGACCGCUACUACGUCAAAAGGAGUUUGGGCAGUUCGAGGUACUGAAUGCACCCCAAAUCAUGUGGUUCGAGAAGGUGUACAUAUAUCUGUGUGUUCUGGAGCGGAACGUCCUCUUCCCACUCCUGGCAAUAUCAUCACUGACCGCUGACUCGCAGGCGAUUGCGGACAAAUUUGGCGUGCCUUGGGGAACACUCAUCGUGGCUGUCUGCGCGCUGAAAUUUGUGCGCAAUGCCUAUUCGGAUCCAACGAACCAAUACUUGAUCGUCAUAUUCACUGUUCUGCUUUUUCGUCGCGACUUUUCGACGGCGACGGAAACAUUCAUCAUAGAUUAUUUCUUCGUAUCGCUCGCCUUUCGCAAAUGCUGCGAUUUUCUCUUGAAACUACAAUUUAUCGUCACAUACAUUGCGCCCUGGCAGAUCACUUGGGGUUCAGCUUUUCAUGCCUUUGCGCAGCCCUUCAGUGUCCCUCACUCCGCCAUGCUUUUUCUGCAGGCAGCCAUUUCAGCUGUGCUCUCCACACCUUUGAAUCCCUUUCUGGGGAGUGCCAUUUUCCUCACCUCAUAUGUGCGUCCCAUUAAGUUCUGGGAGCGUGACUACAACACACGUCGUAUCGAUCACUCCAAUACACGUCUAAGCUCUCAAUUGGAACGCGAUUUAGGCGCCGAUGAUAAUAACCUGAAUAGUAUUUUCUAUGAGCACCUCACGCGCUCAUUGCAGCAUUCCCUGUGCGGCGAUCUCCUAAUGGGCCGUUGGGGCAACGUGAAUCAGGGCGAUUGUUUUGUGCUCGCUUCGGACGCUUUGAACUGUCUGGUACACAUCAUAGAGCUGGGCAAUGGACUUUGCACAUUUCAGAUGCGCGGUCUGGAGUUUAGGGGCACUUACUGCCAACAGCGCGAGGUCGAAGCCAUCACCGAGGACGUGGAGGACAAUGAUGGUUGUUGUUGCUGCGAUCCAGGACAUUUGCCGCGUAUGCUUAGUGCCAAUGCUAUGUUCUCCACACGCUGGCUCGCCUGGCAGGUGGUCGCUGCUCAGUAUGUGAUCGAGGGCUACUCCAUAUCAGAUAAUCUGGCCAGUGCUACACUGCAGGUAUUUGAGUAUCGAAAGGUGCUCAUUACAUACUACAUAAAGAGCAUCAUCUAUUAUGUUGUGAAGAACCCGAAGCUGGAGCAAUGGUUGGCACCGGGUCCCAUCCAGGACGCCUUGCAGCACACAUUGAGCCGUCAAUUUGUAGAUCUGGAUCCCAUUUUCAAUUUCAAUCUGGAUGAGGAUUUUGACUUUCGGGCUGUGGGAAUAACGCGCUCCAGCUUCUGUUAUGUGUACCUCAAGUGGAUUAAUUAUUGUGUGGACAAGCGUAAGGAGAGUCAGAACGCCAAAGAGACAGCGCCAGCUACACCAGCUGCGGGAUCAGGAGUAGGCGUUGCCGGGGCAACAGCAACAACAACAGCAGCUGCCACAGCAACAACAACAGCAGCAACAUCAACAACAACAGCCGCUGCGACGACGACAACAACGAGUGCUCAGGCAGGGAAUUUCACAGCAUCCGGCAUGGCAAGCAACAAUGUGCCAGCGGCUAGCAGCGCAGGAGCCACUGGUGGUGCCUAUAACGAUUCGAAGAGCACUCCCAAUCUGUCCACCCACGGGGCCAGCAGCACACCCCACGCCAAGUCGCAGUCUCAGCAACAACUACGAUCGGCACGGCCACAAAAAAGCGCCACCAUGAGCGGCAGCAGCACAGUGAAUGGUGUGGCAAAUGAUUCCUCUGCCGAGCACAUGAGCAGCUCCCAAUCCUUUGCCAACAUCUCGCGGCAGACAUCAGAGAGUGCGCCCGGACUCGGUGGUUAUGUGACUUACAUGGAGCAAAACGUGUUUGUUAAACUGUCCAAGACGACGGUCAAGCAACUGCUUAAGGAGGACUCCCCACCACAACCGCCAGCUGGACGCGAAAAGCCCGCACAGAAGGUAAAGGCGGCCAGUGUGGCAAAGGAUGCGCCAUUGGUCUCCCUCUGCCUAGCGCUCGGUCUGUUGGCCCGCCGCUCUUUGGCCACCGCAUCCCAUAGUUCGCUGACGGGUGUGGAAUUCUUUCUGCAUGGACUGCAUGCUCUAUUUAAGGGGGAUUUCCGUAUCACCUCGCCACGGGAUGAAUGGGUUUUUGCUGACAUGGAAUUGUUGCAUGCAGUGGUUGCACCUGCCGUGAAAAUGGCCCUCAAACUUCAGCAGGAUCACAUCACCAAUCCGGAUGAGUUUCUCGAUCCUCAUGCACUGUACGAUGCCAUUGAUUCCAGCUCCAAGGAGCUGGUAAUCUCGCAUGAGGCAGAUCCCGUGUGGCGCAGUGCGGUGUUGCGAGGCGCCCCCAAUCUGUUGGCGCUGCGCCAUGUCAUGGAGGAUGGCUCCGAUGAGUAUCGUAUCAUACGUUUGACCAAGCGCUUCCUAAGCUUUCGGGUCAUCAAGCUGAAUAGGGAGUGCGUGCGUGGUCUGUGGGCGGGCCAGCAGCAGGAGCUCAUCUAUCUGCGAAACCGAAAUCCGGAAAGGGGCAGCAUUCAGAAUGCCAAGCAGGCGCUGCGUAACAUCAUCAAUUCCAGCUGUGACCAACCCAUUGGCUAUCCCAUCUAUGUGUCCCCGCUGACUACCUCGUAUGCAGACACAAACACCCAACUGUGCCAGGUGAUUGGUGGCGCCAUAACGCUGGAGACGAUCAGACAAACAGUGCUGGACUGGUGGCAUCGAAUCCGCGAACGCUGUCGUCAGGGCUGCAGCUCAGGAUCGGCCAUGGAGGCCUCCAUGCAGCUGGGGGCCUGCAAUUUCGGCAGCGGCGGCAGUGGUGUCGGCACCGGCACAGGCAGUAUGGGGGGUGCUGGCGGUGGUUGUGUUGCAGUAGCAGGAACGGGUAGCAGUGCUGGUGGCGAAUCUGGGGAUCUGGCUCCUGUGUUCAUUUCGGCGCCACUCUACAAUACGCUCACCGUCAACAGCUAUUAUGGCGUGCGGUCCGGGAAUGUGGCGGGCAUAGCCGGAAAUUUAGGUGGUAGCUAUGUGAGUGACAGUUUGGCGGUCGUGCGCGGAGGCUUAGCCGUCAUGCCCGUCAAGCCCACCUCCACCACCCUAAUAGCUGGUCUGCUGAACCGCGAGAGGGAUCAGGAACGCGGCGAAGCUCUGAGAGAUGUGGCCUCGGGCUCGGUGCGUGCCAGCAGCAGCGGACCACGUGGUCGAAACAAUCAGCUGCAGGCAACAACAACACGAGGACGAGAUCAUGAACGACGCGCCACAUUGCCCAUUGCCAGUGGUGGUGUUGCUGUUGGUGGUGGUGCUAGUUCGGGUGCCGGCUCAGAAGUGUUAACUAAAGAGGUACUCGGAGCGGAGCUCACUGAGAACGAGCCCGUUGGCGAGCUAAGCUACACAAGCAGUCCACGAUUCACGAAACUCUCUUCCUCCUCCGGCAGCCUAGGCAUCGGUAAUAUCAUCACCACACCGGGCGACUAUCCGCGCAAGACUAAGGGACCCAUUUGUUUGACAGCUGCCGCUCUGGUCAGCGACAGCACGGUGUUGUCCACGAGUGUGCCGCGCAAGCCGCGCAUUGAAAUUUUCAAAAAGGUCAUUAUUGUUGAUGACACAGGCAUCUACGAUUGUCUAGACAUCAUUGACGCCGUUGUAUGGCCGAGCGAACGCAUGCGUUCCAAUGGCGGUCGCCUCUCCUGGAAGGACUGGGAGCCCAGUGCCGGCAUGGUCGGACACGUGGUGCACUGCUGGGUUCCUAACCACACCGAUGCCCGUUUUCGCUCGCACAUUAAUCGUUGUGUCUACCUUGUCGAGAUCGGCGAGCACUAUGUGCCUGUCGAAGAGCUGGGACUUCGCGAAUACAAUCAAAUCAUGGGCAGCUGCGAGGAGAUGGUCAUUUCCAGGCGCAGCUCCAUCCAGCGUGACUUCCAUGAGUACAACAUGCAACUGAAGCUCGCAGGCCUUACGCCCAUAAUUGGCAGCAGUAGCAAGUCCAGCAAACUGCACAAACCCAAAAUACAGGCAGUGAGUAGCAGCAGCUCUGAAGAUGAGGAGGAGGAUGCGGCGGCGGCGGCAACGGUGGCGACAACUUCACGUGGAUUGUGCCCAUCCUUCAAUACGCUGCUCAACAUGUGGAAAUUGAUUGCAGACAAAAAGAAGCAGGCAGCGGGUACAGCUUCAGCGGAUGCCUUCGAGGGUUUCGACUUCACGGGCGAGAUACCGCCGGAACUGCUGUCGCAGCUCGAUGAGAGCAGACGCCUGCAGGAGGCCAAUGGCAUGCUGUUCGAAGCGGAAAUUGAAGCUGCGCUACAGACAGACCCGGACGCAGCGACCGAGGAGGCGAUAGCGACACAGCAGCAGCCAGAUGAGCAAAUUAGGACGAUUGAAUUGGAAGCUGUGACCACGUCAGAAGUUAAGACAGAAGUGGAGGAAGAAAAAUCUGAUGUAGAUGCCAUGUCCAUAAAGGAGGUUGAACUGGCUGGCACCUCCGAGACGGAGUCGCUGUCCGUGGCGGUGGCCAUUCCCGGCGUUGUCAUUUCUGAUGCCAUCGAGUUGGAGCCCGUCGAGGAGCAGGAAGUGAAACAACCUGACGAGCAAACAUUGUCAGAGCCAACUGAGUCACAGGAUUCGGGAUCCACAUCAGCUUCCACUGCCGUGCCGCCAAGCGAUGAACAAACAACGAACGAGUCCCGAACUGAAGAGCAUGAUCAUGAAAAUGGAACUACAGUUUAGUAAUGAUUGGUCCCAUAUCUAGGCAAAGAGAAAAAAACUAGCAACUGCAUUUGUUUGCCAGCCACACCAACAAACACACACACAUACAUACACACAUCUAAGCUUGAAUAUCAUAUUUAAGAUUCACGACUUUUUCCAUGCUUUCGCUUUUGAAGGUAAGAUAGCCCACAAAUAUUUCCAAUUUCCGGGCUGUGUGUGUCUAUAACGUAAUUCCAAUUAAUAAUUCCCCACUCUACUAACCCAACAGAUGCAUAUAUAUAGACAUAUAAAUCCAAACAACAUCUUCCUACCUUGCCCACAAGCUUACUAUUUUUUUUAAAUUAAAUCAUUAAUAUGUUUUUUUUUUCUGUAUAAGUUAAAAGUUAAAACCCACUGCGCAUGUUUUAUAAAUGUUUGUAUAUACAUAAAUUCUGUUAUAUAGGCGCGCUUUAAAA
This is a messenger RNA of Scaptodrosophila lebanonensis, 11710 nucleotides long. It is a transcript of the gene pcx, whose product is annotated as protein pecanex. The record is from RefSeq and is a predicted model, not a curated record. Bases 759 to 11276 code for a protein of 3505 amino acids. Gene Ontology annotation, biological process: endoplasmic reticulum organization. The transcript is spliced from 12 exons. Gene Ontology annotation, cellular component: endoplasmic reticulum; membrane. Lineage: Eukaryota; Metazoa; Arthropoda; Insecta; Diptera; Drosophilidae.